CAGUGGAGAAGGUUAGGCUGAAAUAUCAUGGCUACCCAGGCUGCCUUCCAAAAUACGAUGAUCAUGAAGUAAGCCACAUUGAGCAUAGUGAGACUUGAGUCAGAUUAAACCUGCCUAGGAUUGUACUUCUGUUCAUGCUUCCGACUCAGCGGGUUUUUGAAGAUUCCAAGUCCAGGACUCUCUCUACCUGAUGCUUGCCAUGCUGUGGUCCCCUAGCCAGCUUUCUUAACUGGGAUAUUGCUACCAGAUACCAGUCUCUUCCUCCCUCCUGGAGGACUCUGUGGAAUAUACCUCACUUAACCUUGCAGACUGCAGUGCAUUCAAAACUGAGACAGCAAAUUUGCUGGCUCAUUGUUGGAGAAAGAACCACUGACUAGAAAACAAGGCACUAGAGAAGAUUUGUUCUGUAUUUCUGGACAUCGGUUUUUCAGCGGUCCUAGGAAACUUCUGGUGUCAGCUUACCUGCCUCAUUCUUGGGUGUGAGGAGAGCAUGCAGCUGAAGAAACCAAAAAAGAAGGAAGUGAGCCAGGACAUUUUUGGCCCAAAAAUCUGCGAUGUAAUUUUUACUGAAGAUGCCAAGAUGGACUUUGAGUAUAUGAAGAAUUCUGAGUCCUCAGUUUGGUAAUUCUCAAACGGAUUGAUGAAAACAAAACGAUGACAAGUUGUGGUCUACAAUCCUUAAAUACGCUGAUGGUUGUUUUCUCCUUGCUUUUGCCAGCAGCUCUGUCCACACAUUUUCGAGUCUGUGAGCCAUAUACAGACUACAAAGGCCGCUCCCAUUUUGGAUUCCACUGUCCACGUCUUUCUGACAAUAAAUCGUACAUCUUUUGCUGUCACCAUAACAACACCGUGUUUAAAUACUGCUGUAAUGAGACGGAGUUUCAGACUGUUAUGCAGAUGAACCUAACAGGGAAUGCAGAUGGAUAUAUGCACAAUAAUUACAGUGCAUUGUUAGGCGUCUGGAUCUAUGGGUUUUUUGUUGUGGUUUUGCUGGUACUGGACCUUUUGUAUUACUCCUCAAUGAACUACGAUAUUUGCAAACUGUACCUGGCAAGAUGGGGAAUCGAGGGGAAAUGGAUGAAACCGGAAGCAAGCCGGUGGAUUAAACCUGCUCAGGACCCAAGACAAGUACAGGCUCCGACUCAGCCUACGCCUCAAACACUGCAGGCAGCACAUGCAUUAAAAGCAGAAGCUUUAAAUCCGCCACUGAUGUCUUUUCCCAGUUCAACUGCCUGCAUUAAACGGGGAUCCUAUGUUAGGAUCAGUCUGGAAACCAUCUGAGUGUUGUGUGAUCUGAAUCGAGAUUCUGUUAGAUAUGCAUCCACAAUAUUCACAAAACGCCGUCACACUUGGCACCCGUGUGGGAUCCAUGACUGAAUAAGAGGCAGCUCUUUUGCUCUGCUCCAUGGUGGUUUCCCGGGUCAUCGGCAAGAUCAGGAGCUCAACAAAUCUUACCAGCUGUUGAAAUCUAAGGGGAGAUUAUUUAUUGAAGAGAUUGAGCCAGAAAUGUACCCAUUUGGGAGACUCUAAUUGGCUAGCAUUUUAACUGAAAAGUCUACAGGCACCUCCAACAGGUGUUUCAUUGUAGAUGUUUACUGCCACAUUUUCUUAACACAAUAAUAGAGCGUUGGUGGUAGAUUUAUCUUGUUAUACUUUUCUGUGGUGAAUCCCCAAUGCUACUAUGUUAUUGCAGUCCUGAGUGGCUGUGGUAGAACAAAAGAGGACAAAAAUUAAACCAGAACAUUUGUGGUAUAAAAGUUGUGCAGUUUCUGCAGAAAGUUAUGGGACUGAAAAUGAAGCAGCGUGACUACUAGGGAGGUGCAAUAAAUCG
Podarcis raffonei (Aeolian wall lizard) is the source of this 1831-nucleotide messenger RNA. RefSeq names its product shisa like 1 (gene SHISAL1). The record is from RefSeq and is a predicted model, not a curated record. NCBI's taxonomy places the organism in Eukaryota, Metazoa, Chordata, Lepidosauria, Squamata, Lacertidae. Bases 655 to 1281 code for a protein of 208 amino acids. The transcript is spliced from 8 exons.